CUCACUAAUCACUUCAAAUUUGUAUUAAUCAAUCAAUCUUGAUCACAUUUUUCCAACCUAAGAUAAAACAAUAGCAAAAAAAUGAAUGCUUUUCAUGUUUCCUCUCCAGCAUUUUGUGCAACUCUUCUCCUUUUCAUUGCCAAUGUUUGGUUGUGUCAUGGAAUCACAAGGCACUAUAGGUUUGAUAUAAGGUUGCAAAAUGUGACACAUUUGUGCAAGACAAAGAGCGUGAUCACUGUGAAUGGCAAGGUUCCUGGUCCAAGAAUCAUUGCUAGGGAGGGUGACCGAGUCAUCAUAAGAGUUGUUAACCAUCUCAACAACAAUGUUUCCAUUCAUUGGCAUGGUAUUCGACAGAUGGGAAGCCAAUGGGCAGACGGUCCUGCAUACAUAACACAAUGUCCAAUUCAGAUAAACAACAGUUAUGUGUACAAUUAUACAAUUAAAGGUCAAAGAGGGACUCUAUUUUGGCAUGCCCAUAUUUCUUGGCUAAGGGCAUCUCUUCAUGGACCUAUCAUCAUUCUUCCAAGGAGAAAACAAUCAUAUCCAUUCCCUAAGCCCCACAAGGAAGCCACCAUUAUGUUUGGUGAAUGGUGGAAUAAUGAUACUGAAGCAGUCAUCAGUGAAGCACUUGAAAGCGGGGGUGGCCCAAACGUGUCGGAUGCAUAUACGUUCAACGGAUUUCCAGGGCCAUUCUACAAUUCAUGUAGCAGGGCUAAAGGUAUGGCAGACACAUAUAAGCUAAAGGUAAAGCCAGGGAAAACCUACCUGUUGCGUUUGGUUAAUGCUGCACUCAAUGAUGAGUUGUUCUUCAGCAUAUCAAACCACACUAUGACUGUUGUUGAAGCAGAUGCUCUUUAUGUUAAGCCCUUUAAUACUAACAUUUUAGUCAUUGCGCCGGGUCAAACCACCAAUGUACUCCUUAAAACCAAGACAAAUCCUAGACAUAAAACUUACCUAAUGGCUGUAAGGCCUUACUUUACUGGUAGUGGUACCUUUGACAACACUACCGCAGCAGCUAUCCUAGAGUAUGAAAUGCCACCUUCAAAGUCAUCCUCGGUUAUUCGCAACAUCAUUUCAAACAAUCUCCCUCGUCUUCCUUCAAUAAACGACACUUCAUUUGUGGCCAAUUUCUCUCAAAUAUUCCGAAGUUUGAACAAUGCCAAGUUUCCAGCCAAAGUCCCAAAAACUGUGGAUAAACACUUUUUUUUUACGGUGGGACUUGGUACCACCCCUUGCCCAAACAACCAAACUUGCCAAGGCCCUAAUAACCGCACCAAAUUCGCUGCAACAAUGAACAACAUUUCUAUGGCCCUCCCAACAACUGCCCUUCUACAAUCCCACUUCUUUGCUCAAAAUGCUGGUGUUUACAACACUAAUUUCCCUCAAUUUCCACUUAAAAUGUUCAAUUACACCGGCACGCCACCCAAUAACACUAAUGUAAUGAAUGCUACCAAAGUGUUAGUUGUCCCUUAUAACGCAAAUGUGGAGCUUAUACUGCAGGACACUAGCAUUAUUAGUGCUGAAAGCCACCCUAUUCAUUUACAUGGCUAUGAUUUCUACGUUGUUGGCCAAGGUUUUGGUAACUUCAACCCUAACAAGGAUCCUGCCAACUAUAAUCUUCUUGAUCCCGUUGGAAGGAACACCGUUGGCGUGCCAUCCGGCGGUUGGGUUGCCCUUCGUUUCAAGGCAGAUAACCCAGGAGUAUGGUUCAUGCACUGUCAUUUUGAGGUUCACAUGAGUUGGGGGCUAAGGAUGGCUUGGCUUGUCCUUGAUGGAAAACUACCCAAUCAAAAGGUGCCACGUCCACCGGCCGACCUUCCUAAAUGCUGAUUCAUCAGCCUUUUUCUUGGCUGUCAAAUAAUUACUAGUUUCUGUUUUUGAUUUUGCCGAACAUAAAUUAUUUUAUUUUUGUUUGCUUGAGUGAGCCCGGAAGUUUAUGGUUGUUGUUAAGCCAGAGUGAUGCAUUGAAUUGUAGAGUUUGUUUGGAAUAAUGGUGGUUUUGUACAUUUUUCCAACUUUCCAUCAAAUACAUUCAUUUCCAGAUUUGGGAAAAUACAAA
Messenger RNA from Spinacia oleracea (spinach), 2059 nucleotides. RefSeq names its product laccase-17. Gene Ontology annotation, cellular component: apoplast. The record is from RefSeq and is a predicted model, not a curated record. The coding region runs from base 82 to 1830 and encodes 582 amino acids. The transcript is spliced from 5 exons. Gene Ontology annotation, molecular function: copper ion binding; hydroquinone:oxygen oxidoreductase activity. NCBI's taxonomy places the organism in Eukaryota, Viridiplantae, Streptophyta, Magnoliopsida, Caryophyllales, Amaranthaceae. Gene Ontology annotation, biological process: lignin catabolic process.